AUGACAAGCAGCGGAGGCUUCAUCAAAAUUCCAAAGUCAGACGAGGAAGCCUUGAUGACAGGCGCUGGCCAUGAUUCCAAGAAGCGUCGAGCGGAGGCAAGAAAGAAGAGGGAGUCGGAGGAACUGAUGAAGAAAGCAGCCGAGGAAUCCCUCAAGAAGCGGGCGAAGAAGGCUGGCAGUAGCAGCGCCAAGUGA
Molecule: messenger RNA, 195 nt
Organism: Drechmeria coniospora
Lineage: Eukaryota; Fungi; Ascomycota; Sordariomycetes; Hypocreales; Ophiocordycipitaceae
Exons: 1
Coding region: 1-195 (64 amino acids)
Source: RefSeq, a predicted model, not a curated record